GACUUCAAGAGUGAAACCCUAGCUACAAUUUCCUUUUUUCUCUUUUCCAAAUUCAAUCUCUUCUGUAAAUCAACAAUAGAAAGAAACAACAUGAUGACGAUGAAGAAAAUCUCAACUGAAACAGAGAAGGCUAGGGCUGAUGAUGACCGUUGCAAAUCCUUCGCAGCGAGGCCUGUCCAGGCGAAGAAACAAUCGGUGAAACUUUCUCAAAACCCUAAAUCAGUGAUUAAGAUAAAACUGAAGAAGCCGCCUUGCAAGUCUGUUUCAACAAGGCCGAAGAAGCUGUCUAUUCCGGAAGUUUCUGGAACAAACCCUAAAGCUGUUGUAGCCGCCGUUGUGAAGAAGAACGAUAAGGAAACGUUGGAGCUGUUCGACAUAGCCAAGAAAUCAGCGGAUGUGGCCAACGCGAAGGGGCUUCUCGCGGCUAAAGCAGAGACAUCAAUCUGUGUGGAUACUCUCUCUUUGCUCAUCAGUUUGCCAAUCAGCGCAACGGCUCCGAGAAUCAUGGAUAGGCUUGGGCAUCUCACAAGGCACAAGGACCGCAAAAUCUGCAACUCCGCGUCGGCUCUUUUUCAAUAUUGGAGUCAGAGCAUCAGAGAUCAACAACACUAAGAUGCCCUCUAAAACUCUCAAGGACAACAACACAUAGGGCUUUGUGAUUUGA
Molecule: messenger RNA, 664 nt
Organism: Raphanus sativus (radish)
Lineage: Eukaryota; Viridiplantae; Streptophyta; Magnoliopsida; Brassicales; Brassicaceae
Exons: 1
Coding region: 91-612 (173 amino acids)
Cellular component (GO): nucleus
Source: RefSeq, a predicted model, not a curated record